Messenger RNA from Rosa chinensis, 6348 nucleotides. Its product is annotated as DNA-directed RNA polymerase V subunit 1. The record is from RefSeq and is a predicted model, not a curated record. Gene Ontology annotation, biological process: DNA-templated transcription. Lineage: Eukaryota; Viridiplantae; Streptophyta; Magnoliopsida; Rosales; Rosaceae. Gene Ontology annotation, molecular function: DNA binding. Bases 205 to 5997 code for a protein of 1930 amino acids. Gene Ontology annotation, cellular component: RNA polymerase II, core complex. The transcript has 19 exons.
UACAUUUCUGUCUCUCUCUCUCUCUCUUGAAAAACCCAAAAUCCUUGUUUGUGUUUUGGACACUCACUUCUCACAGUGGGGAGGACCCAAAGCAAUAGUCACUCACCAUUUUCAAGUUUCUUCUCUACUCAAUUCCCCUUGUUCAUGCAAAACCCAUUUCUCUCCCUCUGAUUUCAGAGAGAAUCUAAAGAAAGGUUGAGAGAAAUGGAGGAAGCGUCUUGUUCACCGGUUUUAGAUGGGGAGUUGGUUGGAAUUAAAUUUGGUUUGGCAACUCAUCAUGAAAUUUGUACAGCAUCGAUGAUGGGAUGCUCUAUUAGCCAUGCCAGUCAGCUUUCCAACCCGUUUCUUGGCCUUCCUCUCGAGUUUGGGAAGUGUGAAUCUUGUGGCACUUCCGAACCUGGAAAGUGCGAAGGGCAUUUUGGAUAUAUCGACUUACCAUUACCGAUAUAUCAUCCUAACCACGUCAGUGAGCUGAAGCGCUUGCUGGGUUUUUUGUGCCUGAAGUGCUUAAAAAUGAAAAAGAACAAGGUCCCAAGCAAGAGUGCUGGUUUGGCCGAAAGAUUGUUAUCUGUAUGUUGUGAGGAUGCUUCACAAGUUUCUAUCGCAGAGAUUAAACCUACAGAUGGGGCUUGCUCCUUGCAAUUGAAACUACCUUCUAAUAAAAAACCACCGCCUGGUUUUUGGAAUUUCCUCGAAAGAUAUGGUUUUCGUUAUGGUGAUGGCGUGAAACGCACUUUGCUGCCUAGAGAGGUGAUGCAGAUUCUCAAAAGAAUCCCUGAAGACACCAGAAGAAAACUGGCUGCUAAAGGCUAUAAUCCUCAAGACGGAUACAUCUUGAAUCAUAUACCUGUCCCUCCUAAUUGCUUGUCUGUGCCUGAAAUAUCUGAUGGUGUUACUGUUAUGUCUGCGGAUCCUUCAAUAUCAAUGCUCAAAAAAGUUCUAAGGCAAGUUGAAAUGAUCACUAGUUCAAGGUCUGGUACAGCAAAUUUUGAAUCUGAAAUUGUUGAGGCGAAUGAGUUACAAGCAAUUGUUGAUCAGUAUCUUCAAGUUAGGGGUACUGGAAAGGCAUCCCGAGAUAUUGAUGCAAGAUUUGGAGUGACCAAGGAGCUCAAUGAUUCUUCAACAAAAGCAUGGCUUGAAAAGAUGAGGACAUUGUUCAUCAGAAAGGGUUCAGGUUUCUCUUCCCGCACAGUAAUUACUGGGGAUGCAUAUAGAAGGGUGAAUGAAGUUGGUAUCCCAUAUGAAAUUGCUCAAAGAAUAACAUUCGAGGAGAAGGUCAAUGUACAUAAUAUUAGGCGUCUGCAAGAGCUGGUAGAUAGCAAGUUAUGCCUAACCUACAGCGAUGGUUCAUCAACUUACUCUUUAAGGGAAGGUUCAAAGGGGCACACAUUUCUGAGGCCUGGUCAAGUGGUGCAUAGGAGGAUAAUGGAUGGGGAUCUUGUUUUCGUAAAUAGGCCUCCAACUACCCAUAAACAUUCGCUUCAAGCACUUCAAGUUUACGUCCAUGAUGACCAUGUGGUCAAGAUUAAUCCUCUAAUAUGUGGACCACUAAGUGCUGACUUUGAUGGAGACUGCAUUCAUUUGUUCUAUCCCCAGUCACUUGCGGCAAAGGCAGAAGUUAUGGAGCUUUUUUCAGUGGAGAAACAGCUGCUUAGUUCUCACAGUGGCAAGCCCAAUUUGCAACUGGCCACCGAUUCACUUUUGUCAUUAAAAAUGAUGUUUAAGAAAUAUUUUUUCGACAAAGCAGCAGCGCAGCAAUUGGCCAUGUUUGUUUCAUCUUCAUUGCCACAACCAGCUUUAUUGAAAGCUAAUUCUGCAGUUCCAUAUUGGACUGCUUUGCAGAUAUUGCAGACUGCAUUGCCCGCUCAUUUUGAGUGCUCUGGAGACAGGCACUUGGUCAGUGCUAGUGAGGUCCUCAAACUUGAUUGUAAUACAAGUCUUAUACCAGCUCUUAUCAAUGACAUUGGUACCUCUAUCUUCUUCGAGAAAAGUGCUGAAGAUGUUCUCAAUUUCUUUAAUUCUAUGCAGCCAUUGCUGAUGGAGAAUUUAUUUUCAGAAGGGUUUAGUGUAGGUUUGGAGGAUUUUGCCAUGUCUAGGGAGUCCAUACAGGAGAUUCGAAAGGGACUUAAAAUCAUUUCUCCUUUGCUGUAUCAUAUGAGGACAACAUAUAAUGAGCUUGUUGAGUUGCAACUGGAGAAUCACAUUCGAACGGUGAAACAACCAGUUUCGAAUUUUAUAACAAAUUCAUCGGCAUUGGGUGAUUUAAUUGACUCUAAGAGUGAUUCAGCCAUGAACAAAGUAACUCAACAAGUUGGGUUCCUUGGCCGGCAACUUUAUGACCAGGGGAAACUCUACUCAAAAACAUUGGUUGAGGAUGUGAGCUCUCUGUAUCAGAGCAAGUAUCCAUCUGACAUCGUGGAUUAUCCCUCUGCAGAAUUCGGAUUAGUUCAUAGUGGUUUUGUUCACGGGUUGGAUCCUGUUGAGGGAAUGAUUCAUUCCAUUGCUACAAGGGAAGUAAUUGUUCGGUCCUCAAGAGGGUUGUCUGAACCUGGGACUCUAUUCAAAAAUCUAAUGGCUACUCUCCGAGAUGUUGUCAUUUGCUAUGAUGGCACAGUGAGGAAUGUGUGCAGUAAUUCUAUAAUUCAGUUCGAGUAUGGAGUAAAGAGCGGAUCUAGUCCACAAAAUUUGUUCCCUGCCGGUGAACCUGUGGGUGUGUUAGCUGCAACAGCAAUGUCAAAUCCAGCAUACAAGGCAGUUCUUGAUUCUACCCCAAGCAGCAACUCUUCAUGGGAUCUGAUGAAGGAAAUACUGCUCUGCAAAGUCAGUUUCAAGAACGAGCUCAUUGAUCGUCGUGUAAUCUUGUAUCUGAAUGACUGUGGUUGCGGAAGAAACUACUGCAGAGAACAUGCGGCAUAUUUGGUCAAGAAUCAGUUGAAAAAAGUCAGCCUUAAAGAUACUGCAGUAGAGUUUAUGAUUGAAUAUCAAAAUCAGCGAGCUGCGGGAAGCAUGGAAAUUGACUCUGGCCUUGUAGGUCAUGUUCAUUUGAAUGAGAUGCUGUUACGGGAGUUAAAUCUGGGAAUGUAUGAGAUCCUUCAAAAAUGCGAAGAAACUAUCAAUUCAUUUCGGAGAAAGAAGGUUGGGAAGAAGAUGAACAUCGGUGACAUUUUUAAAAGGACAGUUUUAUCGUACAGUGACUGUUGUUCUUUUCAUCAAUCCUCUGCUGACAAUAGAUCUGGAUCUCCUUGCUUGAUGUUCUUCUACCAAGAUUUUAAUAAUUCAGAGUUGGAGGCCAUUUCACAAAUCUUGGCUGACUUUAUUUGCCCAGUUCUUCUAAAAACAGUAAUUAAAGGUGAUCCUCGAAUUUCGUCGGCGAACAUAAUUUGGAUCAACUCAGAAUCAACAACUUGGAUAAGAAGCCCAAAUAAAUCUCUGAAGGGUGAAUUGGCUUUGGAUGUUGUUCUGGAGAAGUCGGUUGUUAAACAAAGUGGUGAUGCAUGGAGAAUAGCCCUUGAUUGUUGCCUUCCAGUGCUUCAUGUGAUUGACACCAGGCGUUCCAUUCCAUAUGCCAUCAAACAAGUGCAGGAAUUGUUGGGGGUUUCUUGUGCUUUUGAUCAAGCAGUUCAGCGCCUCGCGACAGCUGUUGCAAUGGUGGCUAAAGGUGUUCUCAAAGAGCAUCUUAUUCUCUUGGCAAACAGUAUGACAUGCGCUGGAAAUUUCGUUGGUUUCAAUCCUGGUGGUUAUAAAGCACUAUCUCGCGCAUUGAAUAUACAAGUACCCUUUACAGAAGCAACAUUGUUUACACCAAAAAAGUGUUUUGAGAGAGCAGCUGAAAAGUGUCAUAUGGAUUCUUUGUCGAGCAUAGUUGCAUCAUGUUCCUGGGGUAAACAUGUAGCUGUUGGUACUGGCUCCAGAUUCGAAAUCCUCUGGGACACAAGAGAGGGAGGUUUGAACGAAGAGGGUGGGAUAGAUGUUUUCAACUUUCUACAUAUGGUGAAUGCUGCAAAUGGAGAAGAAUCAACUACUGCAGCUUUGGGAGCAGAAAUUGAUGAUCUUGUGCCGGAAUAUGAAAAUGGAGAUGUGUCCUUGUCACCAGAACAUAACUGUACUUCUGAUAAGCCAGUGUUUGAAGAUAUUGUUGAAUUCCCGGAUAGUUUCGAAAAUGUUCCUGGAAAAUCAAGCUGGGAUUCAUCUCUCAACACCGCUUCUUCUGGUGGGAAAGACUGGGGGGCAGUUAAAGUUGGAAGACAAGAUAGCAUUUCAGCAGAAACCCAAGUGGAUAGCACAUCUGCAUGGGGGGCCAAGGCUAAUACAGAAGAUGCCCCAUCUGCAUGGGGAACAGCCAAGACUGCUACUAAAGAAGAUGCCCCAUCUGCAUGGGGGACCAAGACUCGUACAGAAGAUGCAUGGGGGGCCAAGGCUAGUACAGAAGAUGCCCCAUCUGCAUGGGGAACAGCCAAGACUGCUACUAAAGAAGAUGCCCCAUCUGCAUGGGGGACCAAGACUCGUACAGAAGAUGCCCCAUCUGCAUGGGGGACCAAGACUAGUACAGAAGAUGCCCCAUCUGCAUGGGGAACAGCCAAGACUGCUACAUCUCCAUGGGAGACCAACACUGGUAGAGAAGAUUCCACAUCGGGCUGGGGGACAAGUACUGCCAGAGAAGAUGCCACGACGGCAUGGGGGAAAAGCAAUGAAAAGAAACAUGUUGAGGAUUCCAAGGCUAGAGAAGAUGCCACAUCUUGCUGGGGGACAGAAAAUCCACAAUCUACAUGGAGGACAGAAAGCGAGAAUGGUUGGUCUGGUGGUGGGGUGAGUAAAGCUGAAUCAACAGAUGUCCAGUCCAAGAAAGCACAAGAAGAUUCUACAUCCAAUGGUUGGAAUGCCUUUUCUGCUGGGCCAACAAAACCCCAAAAGGAGAAUGCUGGGUCUGGAUGGUGCAUGAAAGGUUUUGAGAAGAAAGAUGGUAAUGAGUUGGAACAAGAUAAGUCUACUGCCUGUCAUUCUUGGGGGCAGCAAAAGCCCGCUGGUACUUCAGAAGGUGCUUGGGGUCAGGAAAAGCCUGCCGAUACUUCUCAGGGCAGUUGGGGACGGCAAAAGUCUCCUGAGAUAUCUAAAGGCGCUUGGGGGGAGCAAAACCCUGCUGAUGCUAAUUCUCAUGGCAGUUGGGGACGGCAAAAGUCUCCUGAUAUUUCUGAAGGCGCAUGGGGGCAGCAAAAGCCUGAUACAACUUCUCACGGCUCUUGGGGACAGCAAAAGACUCCUGAAAUGUCUCAGGGCACUUGGGGAAGGCAAAAGUCUCCUGAUAUUUCUCAAGGCACAUGGGGGCAACAGAAGCCUUCUGAUACUUCUCAACCUGCAACUGUGAAUCAAUGGGAUUCUCCAAGUGCAGGAGAUGGAAGUGCCGGUGAAAGACAGCAACAAUGGGGUCAUAAUGGAGAUGCGAACAAGAAAAGACGUUUUGAAGGUGGCAGGAGUUGGGGUCCAAAUGCUGGGGAGUGGAAGAGUAAGAACAGUCGCCCUGCUAAUGCUGAUUCUAGUGUGGCUGCACUAUAUACCGCAACGAGACAAAGAUUGGAUAUUUUCACUUCUGAGGAGCAACAUGUUCUUUCCCAUAUUGAGCCGAUUAUGCUGUCUAUUCGAAGAAUAAUGCAUCAAUCUGGCUACAACGAUGGAGAUCGGUUGUCAGAUGAGGAUCAAUCAUACAUACUUGAAAAUGUGUUCACACACCACCCAGAUAAAGAUGUUAAGAUGGGUUCUGGAAUUGACUAUUUUACAGUUGAUAGGCAUGGAAGUUUUCAAGAAAGCCGAUGCCUUUUCGUCAUAUCAACUGAUGGUCGCAAGGAGGACUUUUCCUACAGAAAAUGCCUGCAAAAUAUGAUAAAGGGAAAGUAUCCUGAGCUAGCUGAAGCAUUCAAUGACAAGUACUUCAGCAAACCUCGGCGGAAUCCCAUGUUCGGUCAGACCCCUCCAGAGAGAACUGGGAAUGAGGAGACACAGUAGGCCAUUGUCUCCUUGGUGGGCAUGCCUUUUUUGAGAUUUUCUCUGAUGUAAUUAGGUUCAAACAGUGAUCUACCUUUUUGAUUUGUAAAUAUUAGGCAGUUGGUAUCAGCUCCCGACAAAAUCAGUUUCAUUGUCUCUAUCAGAGCAUUUUUGUUGUUGGUAGCUAGUAUCCCCAUGUAGCUGAACCCUAAAUAUGGAGAAGCAAGAUGCUCAUUUAUCUUGCACUUACAAAUCAAUUAGAGAGGAAGUCUGAUCGAUAUUGUCCAAUCCAGCGUCUGCCUAUUCUCUAAAUAAGUUUCAGAAUUAAAGUUUUGCUGUUAAUCUAAUUAUGUUCAAUUAUGUUUUUGUCCA